Bipolaris zeicola 26-R-13 is the source of this 210-nucleotide messenger RNA. RefSeq lists its product as uncharacterized. Bases 1 to 210 code for a protein of 69 amino acids. The transcript has a single exon. The record is from RefSeq and is a predicted model, not a curated record. NCBI's taxonomy places the organism in Eukaryota, Fungi, Ascomycota, Dothideomycetes, Pleosporales, Pleosporaceae.
AUGUGGUGUGAUAGCAUUAGCAUAUGUUGCUUCCAUGUUAUCGCGUUGCCAGGGCGGAUAGAUGUGUGGAACUAUGAUAUCAUUCUUUGGCGUGGAUUGCCUGUUUGGGGCCCCAUGUACGGCGUUUCUGCGGGCGGGGUAUGGUGUUUCUCCGGGCAGGUCGACUUACUGCAAGGUUUGAAUUCUGGAUAUGCGAGGCAUAGUUCUUGA